UUUUCCCAACAUUAUAGUCCAACUCCUCUUUUUGUUCACAGGUAAUUGUUACUGUAGUAACAUAUUUGAAGUAAUUAGUUUGAAAAGUUUGUCCCUGUGAAUAUUAUAUUUGUGUUGUUAAUAAUGUUCUGUGUUGCAUUUCAUGUCCUGAGUAAGCGCGCGCACUAGUCCCCCAAAAUGGGCGGAGUUCACUUCUUUCUGGGGGUGUCAUGUCAUCAAAACAGAGCGGCUCAGCAGAGACGUGAGCUCGCGACCAGGAGACGCGGUGUCAAUUGUGCGCGCGCUCAGUCACGGCAAACGCAAGCACGCUCGCGGGACUUUUUGACCAUUUCACCCCCCUCGAACACGUAUGCAUUCUGCAUUUUGGAUUUAUGCCUAGUGUGUUUUUUUAUUCCUUACUGACACCCGUUGCGGAGAAACCGAGAUUUCUGGCAGCGCACAAAACUUCUGAUGAGUUCGAGUCUGAGACAUGGAGGAUGAAGAGAGCAAAAUUUCCGUGUGGGUUUGCCGGGAGGAGAAGCUCGUGUCGGGUUUGUCUAAGCGCACCACGUGUGCGGACGUUAUUAAAGUCCUCCUAGAGGAACAAAACUUGCACGGGCGCGCGUCCGCGUCCGCGCGCUCUUACUGCAUUGUGGAGAAGUGGCGCGGUUUCGAACGCGUUUUGCCGAACAAGACCAAAAUCCUGCGCUUGUGGAAUGCAUGGGGUGAAGAGCAGGAGAAUGUGCGUUUCGUGCUCGUCAAGCAGGACGCGUCCUUAGCCAGCAGCGCGCCACGAAGCGCCGAGGCGCGACUCGUGCCUAGCCGGCAGAACCCGUGCGCGCGCGAGGGCACCGUGCGCCAAGCCACCAUGGCCCUGUCGCCCGAGAAGCAAAGGCGCGUGGUCCGAAAGGCGUUCAGGAAGUUGGAGCGGAUCAAUAAGAGGCGCGCGAGGGCGCAGUGCAAAGACGCGGAGAGAAUGGAGACCCUCGUGCAUCUGGUGGUCUCGCAGGAUCACACCAUCCGGCAGCAGGUGGAGCGCAUCCAGGAGCUGGACCACGAGAUCGAACUCUAUGAGGCCAAGGUACACCUUGACAGGGUAAGGGCACAUGGUGUCAACUAUGUCCAGGAGACCUACCUGGUGGAGGGAGCUACAUCCAGGCAUCCGUGCCCCAGCGAUGGAGAACAGACGCUCACUCAGUUAGAGGAGUAUGCCCGGAAGUGUGAGGAGGUCAUCAGGCUGCAGGAGGAUCUAACUGAUCGGCAGGUUCUGCUGGACAGCAUCACCAGAGAUAUCCAGGAAGAGCUAAACCAGAGAUGGAUGAAGCGGAGACAGGAGGAUCUGGCUAAUAAGGAUUUGGAAAAUGAUAGCACGCUCAGGGUUAUAAAUCAAACGUGGGAGAUAAAUGGAUGCGAAAUGCCUCCAAAUGUGGACGUGUCUCUUGAGGAUGGCGUGCUCUUGGAGAAGGAGCGGAUUAGAACUCAGCUGGACACGAGCUUGUACAUCGGCCUGAGGCUUAACACGGAUUUAGAGACUGUUAGAAACGACCUGGACUUGGUGCAGGAGGUCCGGAAGGCGAGAGACAAAGAGCUGAGGGAUUUGCUUGAAAAAGUGGACUCACUCGAUUUAGAGGAAGAAGAGGAGGAAGAGGAGGGGGAGGAAAGUUGUGACAUACUUAAGGACACUAAUAGAGUGGAAGAAGACACAGCGAAUAGUCAUGGUGCAUGGGUCGAGCAGGCCAGAGGACUUUCCGCUAAAGCAUGUAGCAGUAACGAUGACGAUUCAGACACAGGACUCAGCUCCAUGCACAGCCAGGACUCGGACAUUGCCCCUGUUUUUGAGUCUCUUGUAUAGCACCACACAGGGGGACAGGAAGAUUCCCCAGAGUUGAAUUAACACAUGAAGAGUGUUUGUAUUUAUAUUCAGAUGGACUGAAAUAGACACUGUAUGACUUAAUAAACCACUGGAGAUUUUGCUUUAUUGUGUAUAAUCACCACCUGGACUCCUUUGAGCUGUUGUUUAUGUAAAAACACUAAUUAUACUUUUGCUGACAAAUGUGCACUUAGUCAUAAUUUUACUGUAGCUGACUGCACAGAUCAUGGAUCUUUUUUUUUUUGGACAUGUACCACAUUUUACCAUUGACUAAAUCAGUGUUAAUUUGUACAUAGGUUUGAGAGUGAUUGUUAAGGUACACCACAGACACUUCCUGAAAAAAACUGUUCCAAUUUUAAAAGGCUGGUGCAGUUUACGCGUAAUAAUUAAUGCCUAAUAUAAUUGUAAAGAUCAAACAAAUUCUUAUAGAAUGUUUAUCAAGUCUGUAUUUUAAGUCAAAUAAAUCCUAUAAUUCCAGAUAUAGUUGCA
Molecule: messenger RNA, 2338 nt
Organism: Ictalurus punctatus (channel catfish)
Lineage: Eukaryota; Metazoa; Chordata; Actinopteri; Siluriformes; Ictaluridae
Gene: rassf10b
Product: Ras association domain family member 10b
Exons: 1
Coding region: 470-1831 (453 amino acids)
Biological process (GO): signal transduction
Source: RefSeq, a predicted model, not a curated record